AAAGGAAGUGAGUCACGCUGACGGUAAUGUUACGUCUCUGUUGCAGCACCACCGAGAGGAGAACAGAGAACAAGGAAGCAACAUGUGCUGACCAUAAUAACUCCAACACAUCAGCACAGACAGCCACGAGACCAGAGCCAAGCACACCAACUGCUGGGUAUUCACAGACUGGACACUUUUUUUUCUCACCAUGAAAAGAGAGGUGGAGGCUGGCGUCAGCUUCCUCAAACGCCUAGCGGUGGCACAUGGCAAGCUCGGUGAAGCCAAGGCAGAAUGUUUUUCUGAGAAGCUACAAAAACUUUUAUGCGACAGAUAUGAUGAACACUGGUACCCUGACUGCCCCAGCAAAGGCCAGGCAUACAGAUGCAUCCGGAUAAAUAACGGAGUACUUUGUGAUGAAGUAAUUCUGAAGGCAUGUGAGGAGAGUGAGCUCACACCCAGUGAACUAGGCCUUCCGUGUGAGAUCACACUGUGGAUCGACCCCCUGGAGGUGUGUGCAAGAUCAGCAGAGAACGGUAGGCCCUUCACAAUAGCCUGUUUCAAAGAUGAAGAUGUUGAGGGAAAACAGACUGACUCCUCAGUGGAUUCAAUAAAUCUGGACACCUCAGAUUACCACUCUGCUACCUCUUCGGAUUGUGGUUCCACUGCAUCAAGCGACACAGAGGAGGAGGCAAAAGAUGGCGAGACGGAGGUAGAGCGUGUAAAGGAAGAGGAGGUUGUCAAGAAGGAAGAAGCAGAAGGUGCCACCUACACGGUAACAAUGAUGCCCAGGAUUCGCAAGCGGCACGGAGAAGGACCAAAUAAAGUCAAAUACGUCAGAAAUAUGCUCCCUGCCAGCCUCCAGUACUUCUACCACCCUGCACCAGUUUGGCCUCAGUACAAGAAGGGCGCUCCAAUGUUUCUUAAUGCAGUAUGCGCGCCACCUCCACCCCAGCAGGUAUUUGGCUACUAUAUCUUGCCGCAGCAGUCUCCACAGUUUAUUCUGCCUCAGGCCACUCUGCAGCCGUGGGGAGCUGUGAAGGGUUAGACCAUCCAGGAUGUGUGGGGUGAAGGUCAACUGAGCCAUGUCAUGUCAGUUCUCUGAGAUCAGCUAAACUUGGGCCAAAAAAAUAACUUUCUUUAACUGUAUAACUCAGUUAUUCCUUUUAAAACCUGUAAUGUUUCCUUUUCAUGUCUGGUGACUUGUGACUUGAUGGCUCAUACUCAGCACAGAGAUGCCACUGAACUUGAAUGAAACUGUUUUUUUUUGUUGUUUUUUUUAAAUCUAUCAGGUCUAAACUUCCAUUAUUUUUAAAGGAAUUGUACACGUUAAGAAUGACUUCAAUCAUUGGGUGCUUGAACUAACUCAGGAACUCACAGCAAUAUCCUAAUAGCAAAUAAUAGUUUUUUCGAGUGUUACUUCUGUUAUGUCUAUUUCUUCACCAAAUAUGGUCCGCGGUGUUUAGGUCUCAAUUAAUUAAUGUACAAUGUGAUUCAGGGUUCAAUCUAUUGUAGCUAUGGUGACAAUAUAUGUAUAUUAAGAGGAAUAUUUUUACUAAACUGCUUGUAAAUAAUACAGAGCUUGGAUACCAAAUAGACUGAUGCACACUUUCUGAUCAUACCGUCUUUUUGUUGUAAUUUAUUUGGCCACCAGUGGAUGGCACUCAACUCAUAGCACAUGAAAUUGUAUAUUUUUGUAUUAACAGUGGCUGCUGUAUUUUGCAAAUCUAACUGCACCCAACGCAAACAUGAUUUUCAAUAGCUUAAACUCUGCAUUGUCAGUACAAUGCAUAUGCUCAGGUAUAUUUGUUAUGGCUUGCUCUGUGUUUUUACUGUAGAUAGCUUUCCUUUACAUGAAAAUGUCCUAUAUUCUGAAUACACGUUUUACUCACUGAUUGUUAUGUACUGUUGUUAAUUUGUGUUAUAUUGAUGCAUAUUUAUUUGCAACCUUGAAGCUCAUCUGUGUGCUUAAGCAUUGUUUUGCUUUCACCUUUUACAUUAGCAGUUUACCUUCUUAUUGCAGCAGAUUAAAUCAACUCAUACCUGAAA
Messenger RNA from Etheostoma cragini (Arkansas darter), 2028 nucleotides. Its product is annotated as maternal B9.15 protein. The record is from RefSeq and is a predicted model, not a curated record. Lineage: Eukaryota; Metazoa; Chordata; Actinopteri; Perciformes; Percidae. Bases 191 to 1027 code for a protein of 278 amino acids. Gene Ontology annotation, cellular component: cytoplasm; nucleus. The transcript has 5 exons. Gene Ontology annotation, biological process: negative regulation of cell population proliferation; negative regulation of mitotic cell cycle.